Dama dama (fallow deer) is the source of this 1556-nucleotide messenger RNA. It is a transcript of the gene FOLR1, whose product is annotated as folate receptor alpha. The transcript has 4 exons. The record is from RefSeq and is a predicted model, not a curated record. NCBI's taxonomy places the organism in Eukaryota, Metazoa, Chordata, Mammalia, Artiodactyla, Cervidae. Gene Ontology annotation, biological process: fusion of sperm to egg plasma membrane involved in single fertilization; cell adhesion; sperm-egg recognition. Gene Ontology annotation, molecular function: signaling receptor activity. Gene Ontology annotation, cellular component: external side of plasma membrane. Bases 55 to 828 code for a protein of 257 amino acids.
CCCACCUGGACUUUCCUUGCUGCCUUUGAGGAAAUUGGUUCUUCAGGGACAAGCAUGGCCUGGAAGAUCACACCACUGCUGUGCCUUUUGGUGUGUGUGGCUGCUGGGGGGGCAGCUCAGCCCAGGACUCAGCUUCUCAACGUCUGCAUGAAUGCCAGGUACCAUAAGGAAAAACCAGGUCCCGAGGACAAGUUACACGGACAGUGCAGCCCUUGGAAAAAGAAUGCCUGCUGCUUUGUCAACACCAGCAUAGAAGCCCAUAAGGAGAUUUCCAGCCUGUACAGAUUCGACUGGGACCACUGCGGCAAGAUGGAGCCUGCAUGCAAGCGCCACUUUAUUCAGGACACCUGUCUCUACGAGUGCUCACCUAACCUGGGGCCCUGGAUCCAGGAGGUGAAUCAGAGCUGGCGCAAAGAACGGAUCCUGAAUGUGCCCCUGUGCAAAGAGGACUGUCAGAGCUGGUGGGAAGACUGCCGCACCUCCUACACUUGCAAGAGCAACUGGCACAGGGGCUGGAACUGGACCUCAGGGUACAACCAGUGCCCGGUGAAAGUUGCCUGCCACCGCUUCGACUUCUACUUCCCCACGCCUGCUGCUCUGUGCAAUGAAAUCUGGAGUCACUCCUACAAGGCCAGCAACUACAGCCGGGGCAGCGGCCGCUGCAUCCAGAUGUGGUUCGACCCCUUCCAGGGCAACCCCAACGAGGAGGUGGCGAGAUUCUAUGCUGAGAGCAUGAAUGGGGCUGGGCUCCAUGAGGCCUGGCCUCUGCAUUUCUGCCUGCUCCUAGUGUUGCUCUGGCUGCUCAGUGGAGCUCCUUUUAUUUUCUGACACCUGGCAAUCCCUGCCCCGUUAAGCUCCAUAGUCAGUUUGUUCCUUGGUGGAAACUGUUUGAAUAAAAAUUCAGUCACCCUACAUGUGUCACGUAAGUUAUUUGAAUGUGAAUGGAAAUGUGACUUUUGCUUUCCAAUACCACUGACUGAAACUAGUUAGACUUGGCCAGUUUUCAGUUCUGAUACUUGCUAUGAUCUUGCCAAAUAACUUUAUUCUUCCAAUCUAGGGGAUAUUCAUAGCUCUCAACUUCAUUUUUCACUGCAGCUUUAAUCUAGAGCCAGGCAGAGGACUUAAUCAUUUGAAUUGGACCCAAGUAUUCCAGGGCUAAUUGGAAUACUUGUUCUGUCCUCUUCUCAGCUUUCCAACAGAAGAGAGGGGAAUGGAAGUGUCCAGCAAGGACAGCAUAUUCUGGACGGCUGGCUGGGAAGAGGUGAAGGGUGACCAAGAGAUAUCUAGACCACCUAAUACAGCACUAUCUGCUGGGCACCGUCCUCAAUUCUUUAUAUAUAUUUUAUUCCUAUAAGGUAUAGAUGCUUUGUCUAUAUUCUGUUGUCCAGUCAGUCAGUCAUGUCUGAAUCUUUGUGACCCACAGACUGCAGCAUGCCAGGCUUCUCUGUCCUUUCCUAAUUCAGGGAGUUUGAUCAAAUUCAUGUCCAUUGAGUUGGUGAUGCCAUCCAACCAUCGCAUCCUCUGUUGCCCCCUUCUCCUCUUGCCCUCAGUCUUUC